Suillus clintonianus is the source of this 917-nucleotide messenger RNA. RefSeq lists its product as uncharacterized. Gene Ontology annotation, cellular component: mitotic spindle midzone; DASH complex; mitotic spindle. The transcript has 3 exons. NCBI's taxonomy places the organism in Eukaryota, Fungi, Basidiomycota, Agaricomycetes, Boletales, Suillaceae. The record is from RefSeq and is a predicted model, not a curated record. Bases 68 to 448 code for a protein of 126 amino acids. Gene Ontology annotation, biological process: mitotic cell cycle; attachment of spindle microtubules to kinetochore.
CUUGUUGUUACCCACGAUAAGCUCAUCGUCCACACCAAGGUUCUGCUAAUCGACAUCCCAAUACAAAAUGCGCCAGUCUGUCGCGCCGAGUCGCAUUUCACAUGCUGCGUCCCUCACAUCACAGGCCAAUAAUGCAGCAGCAACGUCACGUUUGCAGGAGAAAAAGAAAGAGUUCGAGGCCGUUGCUGCGCUUGAACGUGCUAGCGCUCUCUUCCUGAAACGCAUAGAGGGUCUUGCAGAGGAUUGCGAGGUUAUGGCCGAUGCUGGCCAAGUACAUGGUCAGGUGCUCGAGCAAUGGCCUCUCAUGUUCCAAAGUUUGAGUUUGUUCUUGAACAGUCGCGAACAGCUCUCGGCAGACUCCAGUGACGAAACUGUACCACUUACCGGAGAACGCCUUGUUCGUGUUCCACUCGAGGAGCUCCAAGCUGAUGCGUCGAAGCAUUCCUGACUGCAUAUCACUGCGUCCCCUUCGACAUACACGUACUUGAUGUCUUGUACUCGAUUUCGUGGCACAUCUCCGGCCCUCUCCGUGCCUCCAGAAGCAUCUAGCCUUCGCUCAACUACAUCUGCGACUGCCUCGAUAUAUUUGACAAGGACUUCUCCAUGUUAGUAAACGCCGUAUUUAACCUGCGAAGGGGGGUAAAGCAUCUUAUCUUUUGGGCACGAUAUGUGCGCACAUGUCGGACGUGGUGUGCCCAUAUUGGUUUUGAAGCAUGACUAGUGUUAGUGCCCAGACAAACCGACAUGACAGAUUUCGAGCAUAAUAUCGGCGUGUAGGCAUCUUGAACUUCUGAAGCGGACAUUACGAAAUCAGUAGCUGCUGAACACACAUAAUACACAUUGUUUCCUGUACUGAUACUCGUAGAAAUUGGGACACCACUAUCGUUUUCAAAGUACGCGGCGUUUUGACUUCCACG